Molecule: messenger RNA, 2036 nt
Organism: Cyclopterus lumpus (lumpfish)
Lineage: Eukaryota; Metazoa; Chordata; Actinopteri; Perciformes; Cyclopteridae
Gene: irf10
Product: interferon regulatory factor 10
Exons: 9
Coding region: 496-1824 (442 amino acids)
Biological process (GO): immune system process; regulation of transcription by RNA polymerase II
Cellular component (GO): nucleus
Molecular function (GO): protein binding; DNA-binding transcription factor activity, RNA polymerase II-specific; RNA polymerase II cis-regulatory region sequence-specific DNA binding
Source: RefSeq, a predicted model, not a curated record
AGCCUCUCUCUCACUGUGUGCGUGUGAGAGAUUAAUGCUCUGGUGCUGACUGUUGCUCUCAUGCGGGGGAAAUUAAAAGAGGCGUUUUCAAAUGAGAAGAAAACACAACUUCCUUUUAUUUAGCAGGUCGUGGGGCUAUGAAGGACAACCAUCUGCAGCCUGGUUAUGUAUUUAUCACUUGGAAGUGAUUACGCAGUUGGCGGAAGGAAACUGAAAGUAUCGCACGCGCUUUCGCUUUCGCUUGCACGCGCACCAUCUAACUUUAGUUGCGACUCUCCUGGCGCUGAAGCUCGAGGUCCGUUUGUCUAUAUUUAUAUGUUUUUAUUGAGCUGCUUUACACGAUUAGCCUGCAGGAAUUGUGACGAACCCCGCGUGGCAUCAGAAUUAAAAAAAAAGAAAAAAAAAAGUAGUAUUUUCAAACACUUUGCACAUGCACCUUUUUUUUUUUUUUAGAUUCGGAUUUAAUAAAGACGCGCGCGUGUCCUCGUGUCGGAGAUGGAAGCUAAGAUGCACAUGAAAGAGUGGCUGAUAGCUCAGGUGGAGAGCGGGACAUAUGAGGGUCUGUGCUGGGAGGAUGAGGGCAGGAGCAUGUUCAGGAUCCCGUGGAAGCACGCGGCCAAGAAGGACUACAAGCAGACGGAGGACGCGGCUCUCUUUAAGGUCGGCUCACUCUCUCUCUCUCCGGGUCCUCGGACAACGUGGAGGUUAUGGUACAAACUUUUUAAGGCCUGGGCUGUGUACAAGGGCAAGUACAGGGAGGGGAGGGACAGAGCCGACCCCACCAUGUGGAAGACCCGUCUCCGCUGUGCACUCAACAAGAGCACAGACUUCCAGGAGGUCCCUGAACGCAGCCAGCUGGGCCUCACUGAGCCUUAUAAAGUCUACCUUAUCCAGCACAGCAGGCCAGCAGAGUCUCCCCCGACAAAAGACCACGUGAUCCAGGCUCUGAGGUCUCCAAGGAACCCUGCUUUUCUGGACCAGCAGCUUUGUUGUCAAAAGGAAUCCUUUCACAGAAGUAAAGAAGGAGUAAAGACGUUGCCCGAUGGCCUGAUGAGGGAGCACAUGUAUUGUGAGCUCACGGGAAACACAAGUCUAAAUCAGAGUCCCGCUACUAUCCCCUUCCUCAGCCCUACACUGACGAUAUCAGACUUCCGUAUGCAGGUGGUCCUGUUGUACCAGGGCCAGAGGGUGAUGAAGGUGACCACCCGGAGCCCGGAGGGGUGCUUCAUCAUGCAGGGCCGCGUCCCCCUGGGAGACGAGCGGAUCUACGGGCCCUGCUCCGCCCAACAGUUCUCCUUCCCCUCGCCGGGCUCCGCGUCCCUGCCGUCGUGGAUGGCCGAAGCGAUGAACCGCCUCCUGGGUCACCUGGAGAGGGGCGUGCUGUUGUGGGUGGCCCCAGACGGGGUGUUCAUCAAGCGCUUCUGCCAGGGCAGGGUGUACUGGAGCGGCCCGGGGGCCCGACACGCCGACCGGCCCAACAAACUGGAGCGAGACAAGACCUCCAAACUGCUUGACGUGCCCAUGUUUCUCAGCGAGCUCCAGAGCUGUUUACAGGGGAAGGGGCCGACGCCUUCUUAUGAGAUUGAGCUCUGCUUCGGAGAGGAGUACCCGGACCCCAACGUGCCCCAGACCAGGAAGCUGAUCAUGGCCAAGGUGGUGCCCUUGUUUGCGGUGGAGCUGCUGCAGAGGUUCAACUUCGGAGAGCUCGAGGAGAAGCGGCCGGUUCUCACCACCGACACGGACGGGAGAGAAGAUGUAGCGAAGGACUGUGGGUGGGGGGGGGGGGAGAAAGCUGUGAACAAUACACACAAGGGGAAUUACUGAAGUGUUAUCCCUUCCCCCCCCCCAAAUGUAAUCGUCAUAGAAAGACGUCCUCGGAGCAGAUUGCAACGCGUGUGAAGAAACGCUGGAGGUGUCGCAUCCUAGACCUGUUUGCAAUGCGUGAAGGGAUUUUUGUGUACCUUUUUUAAUAUUGCUUUUUCUCUGCUGUGGAAGCAAACAUCUUCUAUCACCCAAUAAAACAUGCUGAAAACAUC